CUGAUCGAUUCUAUGGAAACAUCAAGUAUCUCAAGUCUCUUAGCCCCACCCCCUUUAGUAUGCCUGACCUUUGAACCCACACUCUUUCUGGACAAUGGCCUCUGGAAGUAAUCACUUAUCUGGGUUAUGGAACAGACUGACUUACAAAAAUGAUCAAGCAAGAGGGGCUUGUCAGAAAUGUGGAUAUUCUGGUCACCUAACGUACGAGUGUCGUAACUUCAUUCGAACAGGCCCGUCUCAGGACAUCCACUUGGACAUUAGCAGUACGUCAAGUGAUGAUAGUGAUGUGUCUGUCUCCUCCACCUCCUCCCCCUCAUCGGCUAGUGGGAAGGGCAACAAGAAAGUAACCAAGAGAUCACGAUCCAGAAGUCGCUCCAAAGAUCGGAAAAAACGAAAAAAACGCACUCGUUCCUCUAGAGACAGGUCACUUGAGAAAGCGUUAAAGUCACGUGACGUUCCAAGGACUCGCCUCUCACCUCAUUCGUCUGAUGAAGAUAAUAGUGGUGAGGAGAGGUCUUCAAGAAGGAGGCUGAAGCCCAAGAGGAAGUCGCACAAGCACAGCUCUGACAGGAAGCACGAGAAACACCAGCACAAAUCAUCCAAGAAGAAGAAGAAGAAGAAGAAACACUCCUCACAUACAUAAUCAUUGACUUUACCGCUGUUCGUAUAGUACAGUCACAUGUUCACCUUGGUAUAAAUUACUCAAUCUGUGAUUAUAAUUAUUAUACCCACUCCAUAUCCACUGAACUGUCUCAUCAUGGAAUUGGCAUGAAUGUGAGUCUGAUAAAUACCUCA
Molecule: messenger RNA, 795 nt
Organism: Halichondria panicea
Lineage: Eukaryota; Metazoa; Porifera; Demospongiae; Suberitida; Halichondriidae
Product: protein SREK1IP1-like
Exons: 5
Coding region: 95-643 (182 amino acids)
Molecular function (GO): zinc ion binding; nucleic acid binding
Source: RefSeq, a predicted model, not a curated record